Messenger RNA from Pyrus x bretschneideri (Chinese white pear), 4199 nucleotides. Its product is annotated as coatomer subunit alpha-1-like. Gene Ontology annotation, biological process: intra-Golgi vesicle-mediated transport; retrograde vesicle-mediated transport, Golgi to endoplasmic reticulum; intracellular protein transport. Gene Ontology annotation, molecular function: structural molecule activity; protein binding. Gene Ontology annotation, cellular component: COPI vesicle coat. The coding region runs from base 180 to 3836 and encodes 1218 amino acids. The transcript is spliced from 5 exons. The record is from RefSeq and is a predicted model, not a curated record. NCBI's taxonomy places the organism in Eukaryota, Viridiplantae, Streptophyta, Magnoliopsida, Rosales, Rosaceae.
GAAUUAGCAAAAUAAAAUAAAAUAAAAUUCGUCCUCUCUCUCUCUCCUCUUUCUCUCUCUCUCUCUCUCUAUAGGUACAAAACAUACAUCGAGCUCUGGAGGUAAGUUUUGGAUGCAUUAGUGAGAAAUUCGGAUCCCCUUACUCACUGAUCGGAUCUGAGUGAUCGCGGUGGUGAAAGAUGUUGACCAAGUUUGAAACGAAGAGUAACAGAGUGAAGGGGCUGAGCUUCCACACUAAGAGGCCGUGGAUCCUCGCGAGUCUUCACAGUGGUGUGGUCCAGCUAUGGGACUACCGUAUGGGGACGCUCAUUGAUCGAUUCGACGAGCACGAUGGGCCUGUUCGCGGCGUCCACUUCCACAAAUCUCAGCCCCUCUUUGUGUCUGGAGGGGAUGAUUAUAAGAUUAAAGUUUGGAACUAUAAGAUGCAUAGGUGUCUUUUUACUCUUCUCGGGCACCUUGAUUAUAUCCGUACGGUGCAGUUUCACCAUGAGUACCCAUGGAUUGUGAGUGCCAGCGAUGACCAGACUAUUCGUAUAUGGAACUGGCAGUCACGAACUUGUAUUUCAGUGUUGACAGGGCACAAUCAUUAUGUCAUGUGUGCCUCAUUCCAUCCUAAAGAGGACCUUGUUGUAUCUGCCUCUCUAGAUCAGACUGUCCGUGUUUGGGAUAUUGGUUCCCUGAAAAAGAAGACCGUAUCUCCCUCAGAUGACAUUCUGCGACUAAGUCAGAUGAACACAGAUCUUUUUGGCGGUGUUGAUGCUGUUGUUAAAUAUGUCUUGGAAGGGCAUGAUCGUGGUGUCAAUUGGGCUUCAUUCCACCCCAACCUGCCUCUGAUUGUCUCAGGAGCAGAUGAUCGCCAAGUUAAAUUGUGGCGGAUGAAUGAUACAAAGGCUUGGGAAGUGGAUACCUUGAGAGGGCACAUGAAUAAUGUUUCAUGUGUCAUGUUUCAUGCCAAACAGGACAUAAUUGUAUCCAACUCGGAGGACAAAAGUAUACGUGUCUGGGAUGUAACAAAGCGGACUGGCAUUCAAACUUUCCGAAGAGAGCAUGACCGUUUUUGGAUUCUUUCAUCUCACCCUGAAAUGAAUCUGUUGGCAGCUGGUCAUGACAGUGGCAUGAUCGUAUUUAAGCUAGAGAGGGAACGACCAGUCUUUGCAGUGAGUGGUAAUUCUCUGUUCUAUGCUAGAGAUCGCUUUUUGCGGUACUAUGAAUUUUCAACCCAAAGAGACACACAAGUUAUUCCCAUUCGACGCCCUGGUUCCACCACUUUAAAUCAAAGUCCAAGGACUCUUUCGUACAGUCCUACAGAAAAUGCAGUUCUUAUUUCCUCAGACUUGGAUGGGGGAUCUUACGAAUUGUAUAUGAUAUCCAAAGACAGCAUGAGUAGGGGUGAUAGUCUACAAGAUGCAAAGAGAGGUGUUGGAGGUUCAGCUGUGUUUAUUGCACGGAAUAGAUUUGCUGUGCUUGACAAAAGCAAAAACCAAGUCUUGAUUAAGAAUAUGGCAAAUGAGGCUGGUAAACAGAUACCCCUUCCUUUUGCUGCUGAUGCCAUAUUCUAUGCUGGAACAAAUAAUUUGCUGUGUAGAGUUGAAGACAAAGUGGUUAUAUUUGAUCUGCAGCAGAAGAUUAUUCUUGGUGAAAUUCAAACCUCCUUCAUCAAGUAUGUUGUUUGGUCCAAUGACAUGGAAUGCGUUGCCUUGCUCAGCAAGCAUGCCAUUAUCAUUGCCAGCAAGAAGCUUGUGCACCAGUGCACUCUUCAUGAGACAAUUCGUGUAAAGAGUGGUGGCUGGGAUGACAAUGGUGUUUUCAUUUACACGACUCUAAAUCACAUAAAAUAUUGCCUCCCUAAUGGAGACAGUGGAAUAAUCAGAACCCUAGAUAUUCCUAUUUACAUUACGAAGGUUUCUGGAAAUACUAUCUUUUGCUUGGAUCGGGAUGGGAGAAACAGGGCCAUAGUUAUUGAUGCUACGGAAUACAUUUUCAAGCUAUCCCUAUUGAAGAAGAGAUAUGACCAUGUAAUGAGCAUGAUAAGGAACUCACAGCUAUGUGGGCAGGCAAUGAUUGCUUAUCUGCAACAGAAGGGGUUCCCCGAAGUUGCCCUCCAUUUUGUGAAAGAUGAAAGAACCAGAUUCAAUCUGGCUCUGGAGAGUGGGAAUAUUCAAAUUGCAGUUGCAUCCGCUACAGCAAUUGAUGAAAAAGACUACUGGUAUAGGUUAGGGGUGGAGGCUCUUCGCCAAGGCAAUGCGGGUAUCGUGGAGUAUGCCUACCAGAAGACUAAAAAUUUUGAAAGGCUGUCUUUCCUUUAUCUCAUUACUGGUAAUAUGGAAAAACUGUCCAAGAUGCUGAAAAUUGCUGAGGUUAAGAAUGAUGUUAUGGGUCAGUUCCACAAUGCACUGUAUCUAGGUAAUGUCAAGGAGCGUCUUAAGAUCUUGGAGAAUGUUGGCCACUUGCCCCUUGCUUACAUCACAGCUUCAGUUCACGGCCUACACGAUGUUGCUGAAAGGCUAUCUGCAGAGUUGGGAGAAAAUGUUCCAACUUUGCCGCAGGGGAAAGUGCCCACUCUUUUAAUGCCCCCUAACCCAAUUAUGUGUGGUGGUGAUUGGCCUCUUCUUAGAGUCAUGAGAGGUAUUUUUGAAGGUGGAUUGGAUAAUGUUGGCAGGGGAGUGGUGGAUGAAGAGGAUGAAGCUGUUGAUGGUGAUUGGGGUGAGGAGCUGGACAUGGUUGACGUUGCUGGCUUGCAAAAUGGAGAUGCCACUGCAGGAUUAGAAGAUGAGGAAAUGGGUGAAGGACAUGAGGAAGAGGAAGGAUGGGACCUUGAAGAUUUGGAGCUCCCCCCUGAAGCUGACACACCAAGGGCUUCUGUAAAUGCUAGUUCAUCGGCUUUUAUUGCUCCAACUACUGGCAUGCCUGUAAGCCAGAUUUGGAUCCAGAGAUCAUCUCUUGCUGCUGAACAUGCAGCAGCUGGCAAUUUUGACACGGCAAUGCAUUUACUGAAAAGGCAACUUGGAUUCAAAAACUUUGUUCCUUUAAAACCCAUGUUUCUUGAUCUUCACACUGGCAGCCACAGCUAUCUACGUGCCUUUUCAUCUGCUCCAGUAAUAUCUCUGGCGGUUGAGCGCGGGUGGAAUGAAUCUGCUACCCCGAAUGUGAGAGGUCCACCAGCACUUGUGUUCAAUUUUUCCCAGUUGGAAGAGAAACUGAAAGCUGGUUACAAGGCUACCACAAAUGGGAAGCUCCCUGACGCUCUUAAGAUCUUUCUGAGCAUUCUUCACACAAUUCCUUUGAUUGUUGUUGAUUCUAGGAGGGAAGUUGAUGAAGUCAAGGAGUUAAUUAUAAUAGUCAAAGAGUAUGUUUUGGGAUUACAAAUUGAGCUGAGGAGAAGGGAAACAAAAGAUGAUCCAAAACGGGAGCAGGAGCUUGCAGCUUAUUUCACACACUGCAAUCUUCAAACGCCUCACUUACGGCUUGCCUUGAUUAGUGCACUGACUGUUUGCUACAAGGCAGGGAACAUUGCCACCGCAGCUAACUUUGCCAGGCGGCUGUUGGAAACCAACCCCACCAAUGAGAUUCAAGCAAAGAAAGCUCGGCAAGUGCUGCAGGCUGCAGAAAGGAAUAUGACUGAUAAAUCUCAACUGAACUAUGAUUUCAGAAACCCAUUUGUGAUUUGUGGGGCAACAUAUGUACCAAUUUACCGAGGACAGAGGGAUGUCUCUUGCCCAUAUUGUAGCUCACGGUUUGUGGCAACUCAAGAAGGGCAGUUAUGUACUGUUUGUGAUCUUGCAGUGGUUGGGGCAGAUGCUUCUGGGUUGCUAUGUUCUCCUUCUCAGGUUCGAUAAUCAAGCUCACUAAGAAGGAUUCAUCCUUUUGGAAGCGGAAGUGGUCAUAUCAGUUGACCAAAUCUGUCAGUUAAUUGACAAUGACGAGCUAGAGAAGGGGCGGUUGUCUUGUUUUUGUCAACAUUGGUGAUAUCUUGUUUUUCCGACCGAAGGCAAAUGCAAUGGUGUAUUUACUCCUAGACAACAUUUAAAUACUUUGAGCAAAAUUUUGUUUUGAUUGAAAUGGUUUUGUAGUAUUAAAGUGGAGUAUCGCGUUGCGCUCACAGUUUUUGAAGGUAUAGUUACUUUUAAACGUCCAGGAUUACAGUUACAGUUUGUUCUUAUAAUAUAAAUCAUAAUCGUAUUUGAAAGAUUAUUGUUUUA